AUGGAGAGGAGGGUCGGCGAUACCAAAGACUGGGAGUCUCCUCUCCGACCCAGACGGAUUCCGGCGUCCAGCUUCUCACUGGAGAGUGAGAUACCAGCAGAUGUCGAGAUCCUAAUGAAGGAGAUGCAGACGUAUCAGUCGGGAAUGCACGCGAUCCUCUUGCGGUUGGGAUAUGACCAGGGAAUGCAAGGUCUCACCAGCGACGAGGGGAUGGAGUGCCUUUUGGACGCUAUCCUUGUGCUGCAGGAUCACUUGCUCAAACGUCAUGAGGCGAUGAAGAAUGAGAACGAUCAGCUGGUCGCUGUGGUCCGAGCCCUCAAGAGCAGGAUCGUUGAGAUAGAGAGAAGCAUCUCCUCGGACAUGACUCCCUCAGGGAAGGGCAGAGCGGAGAUAGAGCCGCUAGCGACAGAGAGGCAGCAGAGCAGGGGCCUGACGGCACUGGCGACUCCGCGAGGAACCUCAACGAGAGGAGAUCGAAUCAACACGCCACGUGGGGACGCGCGAGCAUCGCAGGCGCUCGCAGAGCUCAGAGGACCCGCUCGUGUAGCGAGCACGUCCUGCCAGACCGAAGGAGGAGGAGCGGAUGAGCAUGACAAGCUCAAGGCUGUUCAUGAGGAGCUAAGGAGCAAGAACGAGCAAGUGAUGAGAUACUCGCAAUCCCUCGUGGACGAGAUCAAAGAGCUCAAGGCUGCACAGGAGGCAUGGAUGCGGGAGAAAAGCGCUCUGUUGGAGGCUGUCAGGCAACAGGAAGGGAAAGUGAAAACUCCGGGCUCGAGUGGAGGGAAACUCAUUGCAAGGAGGGUCUACGACGCCGUCCCAGAGCCUCCUGCUGUGAGCCUCCUCGGAGAGCAGAAGCUCGAAGAUCCUCGAGGCGAGGUCGCAGCUGGCUGGGAAACUCUCCUCCUCUCCCAUCGCCCGCAGUCAACCGCCAGGACCCGGAGGAACUGGUGGAAUAGGAAGAGGUUCUUGUGGGCUGGGACUGGAAAUCCUCAUGUGAAGGAGAAUGCCCAGCAGAUCCCAGGGACAGGGAGAGGGAGCGAUCCUUUCAAGGUCUCAGAGAACAAGCCCAGCUCGUCCCCCAGCAGCUUCUUCCUUGACUUCCGCAAGAGCGAGGAAGGAAGCGCUCUAAAGGCUGCGGGUCAGUCAAGCUUCGCCAUCGGAGCUCAAGUGGAGGAUGGAGUUCGAGUUUACCGUUGGUGA
Messenger RNA from Guillardia theta CCMP2712, 1200 nucleotides. RefSeq lists its product as hypothetical. Bases 1 to 1200 code for a protein of 399 amino acids. The record is from RefSeq and is a predicted model, not a curated record. The transcript has 16 exons. Lineage: Eukaryota; Cryptophyceae; Pyrenomonadales; Geminigeraceae.